This is a messenger RNA of Coccinella septempunctata (seven-spotted ladybird), 994 nucleotides long. It is a transcript of the gene Scox, whose product is annotated as protein SCO1 homolog, mitochondrial. Gene Ontology annotation, biological process: mitochondrial respiratory chain complex IV assembly; intracellular copper ion homeostasis. Gene Ontology annotation, cellular component: mitochondrial inner membrane. NCBI's taxonomy places the organism in Eukaryota, Metazoa, Arthropoda, Insecta, Coleoptera, Coccinellidae. The coding region runs from base 82 to 897 and encodes 271 amino acids. Gene Ontology annotation, molecular function: copper chaperone activity; copper ion binding. The record is from RefSeq and is a predicted model, not a curated record. The transcript is spliced from 5 exons.
CCUAAUUUUUAAUUUAUCAACUCUAUGCAUGAUAGAUAAACAAUAACCUCCAAUUUUCUGCAAUACAUUAUUAAUUUAAAAAUGUCCAAAAUAUUUUCAAACAUUUCCAAUAUUAGCAAAGAGAUUAGGUCAAUUUUCGGAUUGAAUUCUAGUUUGCAAAAUGCAAAAACCAAACCUUGUUCAGCCCUCAGGAAUUGCUCAACAAGACCACCAAAACCACCUAAAAGCAAAUUUAAUGAAGGUAUCGGUCCGGUAUCUUGGAAAAAUCUCGGAAUUACUGCUGCGUUAGGUGGUGGGUUGUAUGCAUUUAUGCUUUAUUUGAAGAAUGAAAAAGACACUGUUCUUGCCAAAGAGAGACAGCGAAUGCUAGGAAAAGUAUCAAUAGGUGGAAAAUUUGAAUUGGUAGAUGUUGAUGGUAAAACUAGGACUAGUGAUGAUUUUUUGGGAAAAUGGUUGCUGAUUUAUUUUGGAUUCAGUCAUUGUCCAGAUAUAUGUCCAGAUGAAUUGGAAAAGAUGUCUGCAGUGGUUGAAGACAUGGAUAAAUCUCCAGAAUUUCCCCAAAUCCAGCCAUUAUUCAUUACUGUGGAUCCCUACAGAGAUACAGCAGAGGUUAUAAAGAAAUACUGUGCGGAAUUCAGUCCUAGAUUGUUGGGUCUUACAGGAACAGAAGAACAAAUAGCUCAGGCUUGUAAGGCCUACAGAGUAUAUUUCAGUGCAGGUCCUAAAGAUAAUGACAGUGAUUAUAUAGUUGAUCACACAAUCAUCAUGUAUUUAGUCAACCCAGAUGGUCAAUUUGUAGAUUACUAUGGACAAAAUAGAACUGCAGAUGAUAUCUCGAUCUCGAUAAAGUACAAUAUGACAAAAUACAAACAGCUGAAGAAAACUGGAUGGAUAUAAUUGUAUAUUAGCAUGAUUUGUGAUUUAAAACAACGUUUUCAAAAUAUCCUAUGUUUAUCGUUGAAAGUAUAGUCCUAAAAUAAAUGAUAAUUAUAUG